ACUUCGUUCAUCGUUUAUCAUUUGACCAGUUUUCCAUACCUUCUUUACAUUAUCGGUACUCUGCAAUUGUUGACCAAUUCCGGGUAUAUAAUCAUGAGAUAUCAAAUUCAUGAAGGGAGUGGAUUUCGUGGAAUGGACUGUGACAACAACAAUCAUGACACCAACAAUCAACACUGGGGCGAGAAGUAUGCCCUCGACAGCACCUGCUCUCUGGAUCGAGCUGUACCAGAGCCUGUUGAGGCCUGCAUCCACAGCUUAAUCAAGCGGAUUGCCUGGGAGAAGCCAGGAGCUCCAGCAAUAUGUUCCUGGGACGGGCAUCUGACCUACCUCCAGCUAGAUCAGCUGUCUAUUAUCCUGGCGUGUCAACUGGUAAAUUCUGGGUUGACUCCGGGUUCGAGAGUGAUUCUCUGCUUUGACGAGACAUGCCUAGCGCCCCUCUCUAUGCUGGCUGUAAUGAAGGCCGGGGGUAUCUCCAUAGCCCUUGAUACCAGACAAAAUCGGGAUCACCUCCAAGAGAUUGCAGAUCAAAUUUCCCCACACACUAUUCUCUCGUCUUCGGAAAGUGAACAGCUAGCACGAUCCUUGCCGAAAGGCAAUGUUAUGAUUGUGGAUCAUAGCCUGUUGUCGAGUAUAAAUGAUCCCUUGGAACCGUCUGGUAAGCUACCGGUCGUGAGCCCUUCAGAAGCCGCUGGAGAAACCUAUAGUGUCGACAGCGUGACAGGGCUUGCAAGCCGAGAUAAUAUCAUCACGCAUCGGGAUUUCAGCAGCGCCGCCACAUAUCAGCAUGGAGCGCUCGGACUCACUAGUAACACGACUAUAUGCAAUCCUGCGCGAUCUUUCUCGGAUUCAGCAUGGCGCAAUUUGUUCAUUUUGACAUGCGGUGGCACUCUAUGCAUGGCUCCAACGGCUGAACUCCUGGGCAACAGGCGCGGGCUUAUCUCUGCAUUGCAGUCCGGCAUCGUUAUCCUUAAUUCGGAGUCUCUCUCUACGCUUGAUAACUCCGAGCUUCUGCAAUUAGUACAGCUCAAACACAUUGCAGUUUCAGCCGCCCCACACGGCUUGAAAAGAUUAGGGGCAUACAUGGAAAGAAAUGAUGAGUCUAUUAUUUCAGCUAGUCAAAGGAAGUCGGGCGAUAUGCUAGCCUCCAACGUGGAAACAAAUGAAGAUGGAAGGUUGGUCGGAAAAUCAAACAACCCGGAAGUCACAAUAUCAGAGCCGCAAAUUUCAAGUCGGGACUGGCAGAUGCCUAGCACGGUUAAUAUCGAUAAUCUUGAGGGUAAUAAUGCAGAAAAAAUGUUCGCCAUCGAUGUUUACCAAAAGGAACCACCAGUUCACAGCCGGGAAUUGUGGUCUAGCGACUCGUCUAGUGUAUCUCCUAUCGUUUCAGAGGGCUCAUUUUCUUCAUAUGAGGAUGUCAUACGGCCGGUGAAAGCGAUUGAUAAUGAGCCAAGCAGCCCUGAUGUUCUACCAUUUUCCUUAUUGGGCUCGUCAAUCGACAAGGAAAAGGCGCGGGCUUACGCUUCUAGGCUUUGCAACGUCAAGGAAUCGCAAGUUAUCGACAUCCUCCCAUGUACUUCACUGCAAGAAGGUCUCCUAGCAUUAACAGCAAAAAGUGAAGGAAGUUAUGUGGCUAGGAACGUUUUCCAGAUUGGAGUUGGUAUCAAUGUGAACAAGCUGCGCCACGCCUGGGAGCAGGUUGUUUCAAUGAAUCCAAUUUUACGAACACGUAUCGUCAGUCUCCCUCAUCAUGGUAUCAUGCAAGUGGUGCUGGAUGAGGGUGCGAUAUGGACUUCAAGAGGAACUCCCUAUGAUAUGGCGAAUUUCAAUUCUGGUAACGAAGAAAACACAAUGGGAUUGGGGAAACCCCUGACAAGAUUCACAAUCUUUGAAGGAGCUGCCGACAACCCUGGCCAUUUGAUAUGGGAGAUACAUCAUGCUCUCUAUGACGGUUGGUCAAUACCCCUUCUGUUGUCCCAGGCAGAAAAUGCCUAUUUCAACGAAUUCUGUCAGCCCUUAGAAACGAUGGCCCCAUUCAUCAAAUACAUACAAGAUCGUGACAUCGGAGCUGCAAAAGCAUUUUGGAGUAAUCAGUUUACAGACAUUAAAGGUUCGCAUUUCCCUCCCGUAAAGCCAGGAUAUGAACCAAAGCAAGACAGUCAAAUUGUACGAACGAUUUCAGAGCUUCCCUGGGGUAGAAGUGACUUUACUCCAGGUACAAUCGUCAGAGCUGCUUGGUCUGUUGUGGCGGCGAAUGGCGCUAACUCCGGUGAGGCGCUGUUUGGCGUGGUUGUGACGGGACGUCAGGCUCCGGUCCCUAAUAUUGAAUUGAUGGCAGGCCCUACAAUUGCUACCUUGCCCAUCCGUGUUAACGUGAAUUGGAACGAAGACCGUAAAAGGCUUCUAGAUGCCAUUCAACGUCAGAGUAUCGAAAUGAUACCAUUUGAACAGACUGGCUUGCAGCAUAUUUCCAAAUUGAGUCAAGGCACGGCCAUCGCCUGCCAGUUCCAGACCUUGCUGGUGGUCCAACCUAGCAGUGAAAUGACUGAGACGACGGAUAGGCCAUUCCUUUCCGAAGUAGUCGAUUCCCAUAUUGGAAGUCAAUGGCAGGACUUCAGCACAUACUCUCUUGUGAUUGAAUGCCAACUAGCGUCAGAAAGCCUCAGGAUUAGUGCUAGUUUUGACUCGAACGUGAUUGGAAAGCAAAAGAUGGAACUAGUAAUGAGCGGGUUCGAGUUUUCCAUUCGACAGCUAUCCAGCGGCAGCACAGAGCAGGUGUUACUCUCUAGCUUAGUCCGCGACUACUCAGGUUUAAACGCCAUUUGGACAUGGAACAGGGAGGUGCCCGAGGCGACGGAGGCAUGUAUCCAUGACUUGAUUUCACGGCAGGUCCAGGAAAACCCACAGGCCCAAGCCAUUUGCUCGUGGGACGGUAAUAUGACUUACCAGGAACUAGAUGGUCUAUCCACUGACCUUGCCUAUCAGCUGGUUAAAAGAGGCAUCGCAGGAACUGUUGUGCCUCUGCUUUUUGAGAAGUCGAAGUUUAUGCCAGUUGCCGUGCUCGCAGUUAUGAAAGCCGGGGGAGGCUGUUUGCCCAUGGAUAUCAAGCAGCCGUAUGAGCGUCUUGCAGCCAUAGCAGCACAGGCUGAUUCGUCUAUUAUUAUCUCAUCCGUUGCUAAUGAACCCGUCGCGGUCAAACUCGCGAGCGGGAACGCUGAGAACCUGUCGAGGUUGAAGCUGCCCGAGCGGGAGGUGCUCGUCGUCGGACCGGAUCAAAUUUUAUCCUUUUCAGCCGCAACGCCCGGGCCAACUUCUACUUCCACCGCAUCUCCUUCCUUGCCCAAGGUUGAUCCAUCAGACAUUCUCUACGUUGUCUUCACUUCUGGUAGCACUGGAACGCCAAAGGGUGUAAUAAACACCCACCGCGGGCUGUGCAGUGCCAUUACCUACCAGCAGAAAGCCCUGGGUUUUUCACGGGCUUCUAGGGUGUUCGACUUUGCUUCGUAUGCCUUCGAUGCAGCCUGGUGUAACUUGCUGCAUGCUCUUACUGUUGGUGGGACACUUUGUAUCCCAUCCCAGGAUGAGCGGGAGAAUGAUCUGGCGGGCUGUAUGGAGAAGUAUGAUGUGACAACAGUCGAUUUCACUCCCUCGGUAGCCCGGUUCUUAGGCCCGGCGGUACUUUCGCGCCUAUCCACCCUUAUCUUAGGAGGUGAAGCUGUCCUUCCAAGCGAUGCACAUCUGGCAGGUGAUGGUACAACAAUUAUCAAUGUCUAUGGCCCUGCAGAGUGUACUCCUACAGCAACCUUAUCGAACAUUACCAAGGCCGCCACCAUUGACAUUGGUCGUGGGGCUGGCGCUUGUACGUGGAUCGUUGACCCUGACGACCCGUCUUCCUUAGUACCGGUCGGCGCUGUUGGCGAACUAUGGCUUGAAGGACCCUUGGUGGGCGGAGGCUAUCUCAAUGACCCGGAGAAAACAGCUUCAGCUUUCGUUCACAACCCACCCUGGCUACAGCGCGGCCUCCCAGCUCAACACGGACAGCCAGGCUGUACGGGCCGCACGGGUCGGCUUUAUCGUACGGGUGAUCUUGUACAGUAUCGGGAAGAUGGAUCACUUAUCUUUGUCGGCCGCAAAGAUAAUCAGGUGAAAAUUCGCGGUCAACGAGUUGAGCUCGGGGAGGUCGAGCAGCAUGUUCUCGACGGCCUUUACCUUGACUUCCAGGUUCACAAUAUUAAUAUCACUAAAGCCCAAGUUACAGCUGAGACAAUCCAUCCAGAAGGCUCCAAUGGUGCUAUACUUGUGGCAUUUGUGACCCUCGUGUGCGGCGGGGAUACAGAAAUUUCUGAAGAUCUACACACAUCUGCAGUCAAGAAGGCUACCAGUGGUCUGUCCGACCGGUUAGCGGAGCGGUUACCAGUGUACAUGGUACCAACUUCAUAUAUCCCAAUCUUGGAUUUACCAAUGACAGCCACGGGUAAAACAGACAGAAAGAAGCUUCGCUCAACAGGUGAAUACCUAUGGCUAAAGUACCGUAGCGAUACCGACAGCGAUGAAUUAACUGACUCACUCAAUAGCGUUGAGAGCAUCCUCCAGAAGGUCUGGAUGUCUGUUCUCAACCUUUCAGCGAGGGAAACUUCUAUUAACAAGCCCUUUACACGGCUGGGCGGCGACUCAAUCACAGCAAUGCAAGUAGUAUCUCAAUGUCGACUCCAUAAUAUUACUGUCACUGUUAGUCAAAUCCUCCAGGCCUCUACUAUCCGGCGUCUUGCUUCCAUUUGUCAAGUUAGAGGAAGCGGUGACGCUGCUGCAGAGGACGACGACCAAGCAGACAGUGAGCAAGGAGAUAAACUCUUUGAACUCGGGCCAAUUCAGCAGAUGUUUUUUGACUCUUACCCACAUGGGCUGAAUCAUUAUAAUCAGACCUUUGUCCUCGAGUUAGGAAAGCCAGUUUUACCUGAAGCUUUUGAAGGAGCUAUUCAGGCACUUGUCAAACGUCACGCAUCACUUCGGGGGCGCUUCAAGAAAGAUACUGAGACUGGCCGUUGGAUGCAGACAGUUUGCAGUGAGGAUGAUGCCCUUUCGUAUGCAUAUCAAGAACAUUCUGUUCUUAGUCACAACGAUGUCGCAAGAAUUGGUCAGCAGCGGCAGUUGAGCUUGGACAUUCAGAAGGGCCCCCUCUUCGCUUGUGACCUGUUCCAUAUCUCCAAUUACCCCCAAGUGGUUAUUCUGUCAGCCCAUCAUUUGGUUGUUGACUUAGUGUCGUGGCGUAUAAUUUGGGGAGAUCUCGAAGAUUUUAUUGAACAUGGGAGUCUUAUAUCUCAGCCAACAUCUUCCUUCCGGGCAUGGUGCAGGCGACAAGCUCAAGUUGGUCGCAGUUUAUCACCCCUCUCUGUCUUACCAUAUUCCAUGCCGGAAACAGGCUGGGACUUUUGGGGCAUGCCGUUAUCAGAGAAUACGUUCAAUGAUCUCGUUGUUUAUACUGAGACGUUCGAUGAAGCACUCACUAUUCAAUUAUUUGGGGACAGCAAUGCGAGCCUUCAGACAGAACCCAUUGACAUUAUUUUGGGGACUAUCGCUCAUGCUUUCCGGUAUACCUUCUCGGAACGCUCAGUACCUGUUAUAUGGACUGAAGGCCACGGACGAAAUCAAUCAGAUGAUUUUCAGUUAGAUGUCUCUGGUACGGUAGGCUGGUUCACUACAAUACAACCAUUACCUAUCGAUAUAUCGCUUGCAAGUUCUAUUGUGGACACUAUAAGAAUGGUCAAAGAUAGAAGAAACGGUCUUCCGGGUAAAGGGCUUCCAUAUUUCGCAUGUCGCUACUACAGCGAAUCUGGAAGAGAGGCCUUCAGCAAUCACGAUAUUGUUGAGGUGAUGUUCAACUUUACUGGGCGAUAUCAACAGCUAGAAACAGAAGAGGGCCUUUUCAAACGUCCCCAACACAUGGGAGAAGCUGACAGUUUAAUACAAGAGGUUCCCGAAAACGCACGCCGGUUUACUUUGAUAGAGAUUGAUUCUCACGUGGAAGGAGAUCGUCUUGUUGUGUCAUUCACGGUGCAUAAGAAAAUGAAGCAUCAGGAUCGCAUUUCGUUAUGGCUAACGAAUUUUGCCGAAACACUAUCAUCUGCGACCACAAUGCUACUCCACUCGAAGCGUGAAUUCACAUUGAGCGAUCUUCCCUCCCUUUCUCUCUCUUACUCCGGUCUAGACACGUUCCUCAAACAGCAGCUUCCUGGUAUGGGGAUUGCCCCUCAAGAUAUAGCAGAUGUCUACCCCUGCUCACCGCUACAAGAGGGAAUAUUAUUAAGUGUUCAAAAGGAAGCAGCUUUCUACGAUUCAUUCUCUAUCUGGCGGUGCAUUUCGCAGGAUGGCACAGCGAUAUCGCCUUCUAAGCUUGAGACUGCGUGGAGGACUGUUGUCAGUCGUCACACUAUCUUGCAAUCUGUCUUUGCGUUGCAUCCAGAAGGCAGUGGUUAUAUACAAAUUGUCCUUCCUAAAUCAAUCGUUCGAGUGAGCCAUAUAACCACCAAUGAUAAAGACCCGGUUUCGACCCUGAACCGAUUGGAUAGGCCCACAUACCGUACCCAUGAGCCGGAACAUUCAUUCACUAUAUGUUCCUCUGCAGAUGGCCAGGUUGCAUGCAGGCUUGAUGCAGUUCAUACACUUAUUGAUGGAUGGAGUAUCAGUGUUCUAGUUCAAGACAUUAUUGCUUUCUACACAGGCUCGACUCCUGCACCAGCCCCCCCAUUCGGUAAUAUUAUUCGCUAUAUAAGCAAAAUACCAAAAGCACGGAGAAUUGUUUCCUGGAUGAAACUACUUGGUGGUGUAAAACCAACAGAAUUCCCCACCAGCCCACGCCUACUCCAAAUGGCCGAAGAACCCCAUGGUGAUAUACCAAUUCCAGCUGAAUCUAUCCCUGGCGUGUUAGAUGUUUGCAAGAAAUUAGGCAUCACCCGAUCAGUUUUCCUCCAGGUAGCGUGGGCCAUGCUCCUCUCCUAUUUCACUGGCCAGUCCGAUGUUUGUUUUGGCUACCUCUCUUCUUGUAGAGAUUCACCCGUGGAUGGUGUGGAAGUCAUGGUUGGUCCCCUGGCCAAUUUGCUUAUUAGCCGAGUUGACCUCCAGUUCUCUGCAAAAGAGGUGCUUAAGCGAGUGUCUGAAGCCUCCAUCCGCCACCUAGAAAUCCAGCAUACAUCCUUGGCAGAUAUACAACAUCAUGUUGGUUCUUCUACUGGGCGAUUGUUCAACACCACAUUAUCGAUCCGUGGAGGGGAUAAGUUAAAGGGUGGCGAUGAUGCUACUCUAUCGUUUGAGUCAUGCACCGGAGAGGACCCAAAUGAGUACGACUUGAACUUAAGUGUUAAUGUGGAUGGAGAUAAUAUGGAAGCCGUUGUUUCUUUCAGGCCACCAUAUGUCAAUGGUCGGACAGCUCGAGAAGCUUCAACUGUCCUUACAAAAGCAAUCAAUUACCUUGUAACCCUCAGUACAGAGGAUAUUGAUGAUGCCUCACUCUUCAGUGACUUCUUCCAGAAUGUUGCUGGAGUCGAUGAGCGAUCUACUCAAAGUUUCUGGAGUGCCCAGUUCUCUAACACCCAAGGCUCUCAUUUCCCAGUUACUGAGAGUGUCACCCGAUGUGGAACCACCAAUUUCCAGAAAAUUCUGACGCUGAGACAGUUAGAAUGGGCGGGUUGCAAUGAAUAUUCCACUAGCACGCUUAUAAAAGCGGCAUGGGCAAUUAUCUCGGCCACAAAUACUCGUUCAGACGAGGCCUUAUUUGGGGAAUAUUCUACCAGUUCUUCUGGUGUAUUACCGGUACGAAUUCCGCUGGACUGGGGAAUGCCUGUCCAUCAGUUAUUGCAUAUCGUGCAAUGUCAAGCAGAUGAUAUUGAUAUCUUCUCGAAAAUCCCGCUUGGACGAAUCCGGUCAAUAAAUGACAAGACUCAUGUUGGCUGCCAGUUCAGGACAACCGUACAGUUCACCAAUCGCCUUGACAAUCUUGAUGCAACAUACACUCCAGGCUCCACAGGCUCUGAUGAUGAAGAGGAGCUAGCCUAUCAAUACCCAUUGGCUGUCAAGUUCGCUAUAUACCCUAGUAGCUUGUCUAUAAACGUUACAUGCGAUUCGGGUAUAUUGGGAGAAGUAGAGGUCAUUCGAAUUUUUCAACAAUUUGAACAUGUACUCCGUCAAAUUAUUGGUUCUGGCGUCCAUUACCAGAAGCUCUCUGAUGUGAUAGUCACCAGCCCUCAAGACAUGAGAGACAUAUGGACAUGGAACAGUGUCGUUCCAAGCGUUGUCAGUGGAUGCGCUCAUGAACUGAUUAUCCAGCAGGCCCAUAAAACACCACUUGCACCGGCUAUCAAUGCCUGGGAUGGUGAUCUAACCUAUCAGGAACUGGAACACCUUUCAACGAACCUAGCCAAGGAGCUAAUAAGCAAUGGUGUCAAACGGGGAGCAAUUGUGCCUCUAUUUUUCGAGAAAUCUAUGUGGACCCCAGUUUCGGCCCUUGCAGUGAUGAAAACUGGUGCUGCCUUGGUUCUUACUGAUCCUUCAUCUCAGCCUGAAACAAGGCUUCGAACAAUAACCGAGCUUGUCAAUGCAAAGAUAUGUCUAUGUUCUACGACCAAUGAAUCAUUGGGACGUAGCCUCGGUAUUGACCAAGUGCUUAUUGUGGGCCCCGACCAUUAUCAAUGUCUUAAUCAUGAAGAGAAGCAAAAUUCGGAAGACAUUGAGCUUCCAAGUGUCGACCCGGAUGAUCUAUUGUAUAUUAUGUUCACAUCAGGAACUACCGGUACGCCGAAAGGAGUGAUGCUGAACCACCAAAAUAUUUGCAGUGCAAUUACCCACCAGCGCGCGUGCUUGGGUUAUACUCAAAGCUCAAGGGUUCUUGACUUCUCCUCAUAUGCAUUUGACGUUGCUUGGUCCAACCUGCUAAAUACACUCACAGUUGGUGCAUGUCUAUGUAUUCCUUCUGCCUCUGAGCGACAAAAUGAUCUUUCUAGCUGUUUGGAAAAAUACAGAGUCACUCUCGCUGAUUUGACCCCUUCUAUCGCACGACACUUAACUGGGCUUGAAAAAUUGUCUACACUUGUGCUGGGAGGAGAAGUUGUCCUACCCUCUGACGCGGACGCGGCCCUGGUUGGUGAUCGAACGACGGUUAUAAAUGCUUACGGACCUGCCGAGUGCACCACCACUUCGACAAUAUUAAACCUAACUAGAAACCCUCAUGGUGGACUUGGCCAGGGAGUGGGACUUUGCACAUGGGUGGUUGAGCCAGAUGACCCUGACACCUUAGCACCACUUCACGCUCCAGGUGAACUCUGGUUGGAAGGCCCUUUAGUUGGUGAGGGCUACCUGAACGAUCCCAUUAGGACUGCAGGGUCCUUCAUAGAAGAUCCGGCGUGGUUGGUACAAGGCGUCCCUGGCAAGCAUCCUGGACGUCAUGGCAGAGUUUACCGCACCGGGGACCUUGUCAAAUAUCAAGAAGACGGGUCCAUUGCCUAUCUGGGGCGCAAAGAUACACAGGUUAAAAUUCGUGGUCAGCGCGUGGAGCUAAGCGAGGUUGAACAUUGGGUAGAGAGCAUGAUUCAGUUGCCUAAUGACGUCUCUUCUGCCGUCCAAGUUGUUGCGGAAGCAAUCCAGCCCAUAGGGGUAGGAAAUCUUAUCCUCGCUGCUUUCGUUUCUGUUGGUGGCAGCACCAGCGAACCUCACGAUACUUUAGUCAAAAGGGCAGUACAUGGACUGAAUGACCGGUUAGCUGCCAGUAUUUCUUCUUACUUGAUACCCAGCCUCUACAUCCCGCUGCAGGUGGUUCCAAGGAUGGCUACUGGUAAGAUAGAUCGGCCACGGCUCCGCUCGAUUGGAGCCGCGUUGUCAGCAGGGGACAUUGCACAGCUAAGUCGGUCUGAGACCGAGCGGCUUCCACCCCAGACGGAUGCCGAGCGACUGCUUCAGGCUCUCUGGGCGGAUAUACUCGAGAUAAGCCCAGAUACCAUCAGUGCUGAUGAUAGCUUUUUCCGCAUCGGCGGUGAUUCUAUAGGGGCCAUGCGGCUGGUUGGAAUGGCGCGUCAGAAAAAUUUCAACCUUACUGUUCGAGAUAUCUUCCAUCAUCCUGUUCUGCGGGAUAUGGCGACAAUUCAGUCCUGA
Molecule: messenger RNA, 10134 nt
Organism: Trichophyton benhamiae CBS 112371
Lineage: Eukaryota; Fungi; Ascomycota; Eurotiomycetes; Onygenales; Arthrodermataceae
Exons: 3
Biological process (GO): secondary metabolite biosynthetic process; amino acid activation for nonribosomal peptide biosynthetic process
Cellular component (GO): cytoplasm
Molecular function (GO): phosphopantetheine binding; catalytic activity
Source: RefSeq, a predicted model, not a curated record